AUGAGCCCGUACACAGGAUGGGAUAACGGCCCGAUGAGCAACCGCCCGGCGUUCACCGUCGGGUUCACGCGCUCGCUCGUCCCCGGCCGCGGCGACUCCGACCAGCCGAAGUACACGUACGAGGGCAGCGUGAAGACCGCGUCGCAGCGCGCGACGAGAGGCGUCCUGGAGUACUGGGCCAAGGGCGGCGACUCGGACACGGCCGCGAUGGCGUCCGCGUACAAGGAGCGCACGCUGCACUCCUCCGUCGCCUCCGCGCUCGCGUUCCCGGACGAGCUCCUGGGCGACAUCUACGCGGACCCGGACGAGGUCAAGAAGGCGAAGAAGCGCGGGCGCAACGUCGCCGCGGACGCGCCGCAGACGGGGACGCGGUUGAGCGACGACGAGGUCGCGGUCUUGAAGGGGUGGAGCAAAGUCGCGGAGGACGAGCGCGCGACGAAGGAGGCGUUCGACACGUUUCGAUCGAUGCGGGACGACCCCAUCACGGCGGCGCCGACGACGCCGCCGGCGAGCGUGAAGGGGUACUCCAGAGAGGAGCUCCUCGCGCUGCGCGACGCCGCGCCCGAGGGGCCCGUCGUGUUGGAAGGCGAGAAGAGGCGACUGCCGGCGGUGCGAUGGAGCGCGUGCGACAAGCGCGCGACGUCCAACGGCGCCGCGAGGAAUUGCGCGCCGACGAGCCUGUGA
Messenger RNA from Micromonas pusilla CCMP1545, 684 nucleotides. RefSeq lists its product as uncharacterized. Lineage: Eukaryota; Viridiplantae; Chlorophyta; Mamiellophyceae; Mamiellales; Mamiellaceae. The record is from RefSeq and is a predicted model, not a curated record. The transcript has 2 exons. The coding region runs from base 1 to 684 and encodes 227 amino acids.